UGUCAGCCUAAGCAGCAACUCAGAAAUAACUAGAAAUAACCACUUUCACUUCUUCAUUCUUCUGCGAGGAGGAGGAAGAGAAACCAACGACAACAAGUCAUAUACAUUUUUAUUUUAGUUCCUUCUCAUUUUUCUGACAUAUGCUUCUUACUUACUUAGUUAAUAUUCGUUUUGCAAUUUAAAUCCAGUAAGAGGCGCUGGUUAGCCGUUCCGCUCAGACCAAACCUCCCCUCCAUUUAUCCCACUUUCCACCUCAGUGUUAGCUUGCUAGCUAACUUAGUCUCCCUCUUCAUCCGUACGCCAACAUGCCGGAGUACCUGGACGACCCGUCUGUUCUCACCAAGGACAAGCUGAAGAGCGAGCUGCUGGCCCAUAACGUAGAACUUCCGAGCGGCAACCCGAACAAGGACGUGUAUGUGCAGCUUUAUCUGAAGAACCUAACCGCUUACAACAAGAAACAUGUCACGGCCACAACUCUGGACGCCUUUUCCAGCGAUGAGGAGCUGCCGCCGCCCUUACUCUCCAGCAGAAGUCGCUCCUCCGGCAGAAAAGCCACAAGGAAAACAGACAAGGUUCAUCCAGACGAGUUGGAUGUCACCAUGCUGACCGAUGCAGGCCUGAAGGAUGAGCUGCUCAAGCACGGAGUGGACGCGGGGCCGAUUGUCGCAUCCACCCGUAAAGUAUAUGAGAAGAAACUGCAAAGGCUGCUGGAUGAGGGUCCUACACAGCUGUUGCUGCCAAAGCUGGUUCUCACAGAGAUACAAGUCAACCACAACGGCAACUCUGAAACAGACCUGUACAGUGACAAGGAGGAUGAAGUGACACCAGAACCUGUUGCCGAACCUGAACCAGUUCCAGUGGUGGAGAGACCGGUGAGGAGCAGAGGGAAGACGCCUGUCACCACCCGCACCCGCAGCAGUCAGCACCACACGAUAGUAGCUGAGGAUCUCAGGCCUGUAUUGACAGAUCAGGUCCAGUUGAAGUCUAACAAGAGGGUUCACCACAGACUGGACAGUCCAGCUCGGGCUGAACCUCCCUCCACCUCGUCUAGACCUUCUCAGGUGGAGAAGAUUGCAGCCGGCGACCAAGCCCAUAAAGUGGAGGAGAAUCACGUUCUAAAGGAGCUCUUCCCCAAUGACAUCAGUAGUCCAACAGGAAUCACCGCCACCUGUCGACGACCAAUUAGAGGAGCCGCCGGUCGCCCAGUGAAGUCUAGUGAUCUGUGGAAUGAUGAAAACUGCCUCUUCUCUCCAAAAACCACCAAGACAAGCAACUCUUCCUCCUCCUACACAGAGAGCUGCACUGUGAACAGAGUCAGCAUCCUGCCCCCCUCCUUUACCUCCAGCUUCUCCUCCAGGCCUCUGUCAGCAGCACCCCCUGCAGGUCCGACCAAGGCAGCGCCCCGCAGCGUUUCUCUGUGGAUAAGGCUGUUCCUGCUGGCCAUCGUGGCUCUUUUCCUGUUCUUGGUUUACCAAGCCAUGGAGACCAACGGCAUCAACCCUUUUGAAAACCAAGACACAGUGACCAGUGACAGCGCAGUGUAGAUAGCACAGGAAAGGCCUGAGGGGGAAAUAAAAAUCAACCUACUUCUAUUUUUUUCAAGUGGGAAUCUGCAUUGUAGCCAUUUUAUCCAUGACCACUGUGAAAUUACCUGAUAUCUUUGCCCUUUUUUCCUCAAGAUUUUUUCUUUUUUAUUUCUAAAUCAAUUUACAGUGAAUCUCUUAAGAGAAGCGACGUAGCCCUUUCAUUGACACUUCAAGGAUCUCCCUAUCAUGUUGUGAAAAGACAGUACCUCCUGUGCUGUUGUGCUGUUUUGUCGAUUCUUGAUCUUUGACUAAUAGUCAGUGAGGUUAUGACAAAGCCAGCCACACUCAGUAGCUUUUUUAGAAAUAUGUGACCUUGCCUUUUAUCUGUGUGUGUGUGUGUGUGUGUGUGUGUGUGUGUGUGUGUGUGUGUGUGUGUGUGUGUGUGUGUGUGUGUGUGUGUGUGUGUGUGUGUGUGUGUGUGUGUGUGUGUGUGUGUGUGUGUGUGUGUGUGUGUGUGUGUGUGUUUCUUUUGACGCUUUGCCUUACUGUCUGACUCUGUUGAUCAUUAACAGUCUUGAAGAUGGGGCUAGAAUCUGUAUUUUGUUUUGAACCUUACUUAACUAUCUUUGUUAAUGAGAGAGGGAGGCUUAAUAUCCAAAUACUUCUAAAUCUUCUGAAAUGCUACACCAAUAUUUUCUUAAUGUUCUCGUGUAAUAAAUUGAAUGUCCCUGUUUAUUCUUCUUAAUUAUGUAUUCACUGUCACAAAUAUUGAAAAUCCACUCAAUAAACUAACAUGUUACUUU
Messenger RNA from Etheostoma cragini (Arkansas darter), 2329 nucleotides. RefSeq names its product thymopoietin a (gene tmpoa). Lineage: Eukaryota; Metazoa; Chordata; Actinopteri; Perciformes; Percidae. Gene Ontology annotation, molecular function: DNA binding. The record is from RefSeq and is a predicted model, not a curated record. The coding region runs from base 306 to 1544 and encodes 412 amino acids. The transcript has 7 exons.